This is a messenger RNA of Papilio polytes (common Mormon), 3055 nucleotides long. RefSeq names its product probable basic-leucine zipper transcription factor J (gene Tango1). Lineage: Eukaryota; Metazoa; Arthropoda; Insecta; Lepidoptera; Papilionidae. Gene Ontology annotation, cellular component: endoplasmic reticulum membrane; endoplasmic reticulum exit site. The transcript is spliced from 10 exons. The coding region runs from base 104 to 3055 and encodes 983 amino acids. Gene Ontology annotation, molecular function: protein binding. Gene Ontology annotation, biological process: vesicle cargo loading; endoplasmic reticulum to Golgi vesicle-mediated transport; protein secretion. The record is from RefSeq and is a predicted model, not a curated record.
CGAGUCUGUCAGAGCAACUUGACAGAUGAUGUGGCCUAAUGUUUGAUUCUUGAGAAAUUUUAUGAAUUCCAUAGUUUAAUACUUUAUUAAAUAAAAUGCAAAUAUGAUCGUUUUCCAAUUUUAUGUGUUUAUGUUACUUGUAUCUUUAUUUCAAUGUAGACUACCAGAUAAAGUUUUAUGUGUAAAUGAAAAAUGUAGCGAGCCCAUAUCGAAAGCUAAAACACUUCUAACAUAUAAUAGCGGCGACCCAGAUCUUAUGUCAUUUCGAGCUAAUUCAGAUGCUUUAGUGUAUAUGAAAUCAGCUGGUAGCAAUCCCGAUUUGUGGUACGCGAAAAUUAAUGGUAAAACGGGAUUCGUAAGCUCGAGGUUUUUAAGAGAAUCAAAAAUUAUUGAAAGAAAUCCAACAUAUUUAGUACCGAUUGAGAAAAAUGUUAAAGAAGAUCUCCAACCAGAUAAAGUGCAACAACCACAUGAAGUAUUUGAAGGGACAACCAUUUUUACAACAGAAGCUACAAGUAAUCAAGAGGAAAGUAUUACAGAACAACCUGUACAUGCAACCCCAGAAAAUAUACUUCCAUUAAGUGCAGUUGAAACACAAAGUAUUGAUAGUGAAAAUAAUAAUGAUAACAAUAAUGACUCAAUCCCAGCUGAAAAUGAUAGUACUGUUUCCGAUUCUGUUAAUACUGAAACAGUCACAGUUGUAGAUAACAAUCCAGAUCUGCAGACUGAUCAAGAAAAUUCUGCAAGUAAUAAUGACAAUAAAAUAAUAGAAAAUAUAGAUCCUAAUGUACAACUAAAUAGCAAUUCUGUAGAAAAUAUGUUACUGAAUUCUGAUACUCAAGGUAGUACUGCAGAAGGUGUAGAUGUCAGUAAUGAAAUAACUACAGAAACUAUUGAUACUGUUAAUAUAGAGACCGAAGAAAACCCUGAAUCUGCUAACAUAAGCACAGAAAUACCUGAAAUAGUUCCAUCAAGUCAGGAGCCUGAAGCUCCGAGUACAAGCAGUCCAUCAAAUAAUGCUAACAUAGAGCAAGCAGAACAAAAUUAUGAUAAUUUCAGUUCAGAAACGUUGAAUACCGUUACUGAAAAUUUCCCCUCGCAAGAACAUGAAAGAGAGUCAAAUGAAAACAUAUUAACUGAUGCCAAUACUGAAAUACCAGUAGAAGAUAUUCCACAAACUUUACCUUCGAAAGAUAUACCAGAACACAUUGAACAAAACAUCCCUUCUGCAAAUACCGAAAACAUAGAAAUUAACUCACCAGAAACUAAAGAAGAUAAUCUGCCGUUAGACAGUCACAUUGAAUCAACCGAGAAGCCUCCUGAAACUGAAAUUCCUUCUAACAUAGAUAACUUUAAUAAUGUUCCUCAACAAGAUAUUCUGAAUAAUCAACAAUAUGCACAACCUUCUAUACCAUCAAAUUUAGGUACAAUACCUGCUGCCACAAUUGAAGCUAUUCAUACAUCAGAUACUGCAGAAGUUGAUUACACAACCCCACCAAAUAUUCCAACUACAGUAGAAACAACUGAACAAACUAAUAUUCCAACCGAUGAAGUUAUAUCAACUUCUUCAUCGGAGAAUUCAGAUAGUACCACAGAAUCAAAUACACCUCCAACUGAAAGUGCACCUCCAAUUACAAUUGAAGAUCUGUACUCAAUGUCAACUGAAAGUCCAGAACUAAAUAAUGACAAUGCUGAAAGUAUCAUAUCAGAUAUGUACUCAACAGUAGCAAGUUUAUGGCCAACAACAACCGAGACUCCUCCACAUUAUGAAAGCUUAUUUAAUCCAGAAAAUCCUCAACCGGAGACAGAAAAGGAGUUUUCUAUAAUGAAAUACAUAAUUACUACUUAUAAUAAUGUUAUGGGGAUUAAUGAACAAACAAAGGCGAUAUUUGCUACUGCAGGUGAAACAUGUUAUACCGAUGAAUAUUGUGAUGGUGAAAGUUUCAGUCAGAAACACAGAUUGUUAACAUUCCUUUUAACUACCGCUGGCGCUGUCCUCUUAUUUACUCUAGGAUUUUAUUAUAUUGAGAAUAAAAGGCAAGAUGGAAAACUUAUUGGUACAAUUAAUUCACUACAAAGAGAUCUCUUAUUUAGCACAAAGGAGUGCGAGAUCCUUAAAGAGGAACUUGCUACUACAAAGAAUAAGUUAACUGGUAUCGAAGACAAUUCCUUCGGUAUGGACGAUAUGGUGAAAUCAUUAAAAGAAGAGAUUAAUGAACUGAAGGCACAAAACGAUAGAUUACGAAAUUCUUUAGACGACAAUGAGAAACUGCUUCGAGUGUCGGAGAAUACUGCCGGAGAGUUACAGAAUACUUUGGGUGAAGUUGAAAAUACUUUAAGUGAGCUUUUAGCUGAGAGAGAUCAUGCUGAAGAACAAAUUACAGAGCUAAAUGGAAAGAUUCAAGCAUUUGAAGAAGAAUUAAUAUCAGUGAGUAGAGAAAGGGACAAUUUCCAAUUAAAAUUUGUCUCAGCUGAAACAUCACUUGAAGAAUACAAAAAACAAAAGAAACAGUUUGAAGAAAUGAAUAAGAAAUUGUCAGAUGCUAACAACACUAUUGAAUUACAGAAUCAUGAAAUUGAAGCUCUCAAGGAUGCUAUAAAAGAGCUUAAGAGUGGAACAUCUUCAGACGUGGACGCUGCCACAUUGAUAGACCACACAGAGAUAAAAGCAAAGUUAUCUAAAGCAUUGGAGGAAAGACAGUCAUACUUGAGUAAAUAUGAGAUAGAACAUAAUGAGAGGGUUCGUCUUGCAGAGGAGUUGAAGACGACUCAGGAGUCUUACAGCACAUCCAGUCAGCAAGCUUCUGAGGCCCUCACCAGGCUGGAGGUGCUCGGCAAAUACUUCCAGGAGCGGGAAAGUGAAUUAAUGAAGGAAUUAAGUGCCAAAGAAUCAUUAUGGUUGAGCAAACAAGGCGAGUCCGCAAGCACCGUGGAGAAAAUUGAACUUCUUCAACAGGAGUUACAAAGGUUUAAAGAGAGAUGCGACGCGCUGACGCUGGAGUUGGCGGAGGCGGAGUCCAAGUUCGGGAUCCGGAUGUUCUUCGGAAUCGGAUAA